AUGGUUUAUCUCACCCGUGAACUGAGCUCGGCCACCAGCCCCGCUGCUCAAGCACCACAUCGUCCCAUCCGCGCAGAUACGCUCGACCUCAAGCAGAAGCUCGCCGUAGCUCUGGGUCAAAAUGGCACCCGCUAUUGGCAGACGCUAGUGCAAUUUCUCAAGGGCGCCAUCGAUCGUACAGAAUUCGAAGCGCUAGCACACAAAGCACUAAAGACAGAGCAUAUCCAUCUACACAAUGCUCUCAUCCUCGGAAUCCUCUAUAAUGCCAGCGCCGACGUGCCUGGUCCUUCCAGCCGCGCUGCUAGACGGAUCACGCGUCUUCUUCCGGAUGGAACCACUGUUACCGAAGAGGAAGAGGAAGAGCCAAGUCGCAAACGUCUCCGCAAUCUCGUCGCCGGUCUCCCGCGAAAGGAGCGCCUGCGUCUCAAGAACCUCGAAAAAGCCGGCAAGCUUGGCGCCAACGCCGUCGGUGGAGCUGCCAGCUUGGGCUGGGCCGGUUCCGCCGCAGACAUGCUCGAGAAGAAGCGCAAGGACGAAGAAAAGCGCAAGGUCGCCGAGGAGCGUAGGAAGGUAAGACAGUACAAGAGCGCCAUCGGCGCCAAGGACUGGAAGGGCCAAGCAGUCCAGGCUACUCAGCAGAUCGCCGCCGUGCGCACCAAGCUCUCCUUCUCCGCCCAACAAGCCGUCAUGCGUGCCAUGCAGGCACCGCUGUGCGUCGAAUCCAAACACCUGCCUGAUUUGGACGGCAUCAAGGACCGCAUGACGCUACUCGCAGUGGAAAACGGCAUGCCGGGGGGCGUGCAACCCCAAGCCGCUGCCAUGGUACUCUCAGCCCUUCAAAGUCACCUGCAGAAUGUCGCCAGCAGCAUCAUCUCCAAGAUUCGCCCCAACAGGACCGACGGCAUCCGCACCAACGAGCCCCUGCGCCCAGCCGCCGAGUACAGCAACAUCAGCCUCGACCCUGCCUCGUGCAUGCCCGUAACAGCACUUGGCGCUUCACCGCCGCUUGACGACAUGGACAUCGACGACAGCGCGCCCAACUCGGCACAUGGCAGUCCCGUUCGCCACAUCCAGUCGAUUCAGUCAGACAUGUCUUCGCGCACCAGUACCUCCGGCAUCGGAACGUCGUUUGCCGACUCGUCGGUGCUUUCGCUUGCCAGCACGGCUCCGACUAGCUUGACAGGCCCUUCGUCACCCUCCGUCCGUGAUAGCGACAGCAGCGGUCAGCUGCACGAUACGUCGUUUGGCAACAGCAGCACCAGCGCUGAUGCGGAGGACGCGGACGCAGGUGAAGCGGGACAUCGAUCGAGUCGGCUCAAGCGAUCGCGUGAGGCUAUGGAAGCUGGUGGCGCAGGUGGGGCUGAGCGGUCGGAUGCGGUCAGCACACGCUUGACUGUUUCCGACGUGGCGUUUUUGCUGGAGGUUGCGCCGCAUACUGUGGUGGAGCCCAUGGGGCAGGGGACGCAGGAGCGAAUGCUGGCGCCGGAGUGGAGUGGUGAUGCUGUGUUUGGGGAGGACGAUGGUCGCUUGCGUGCGUCUUCGCCAGAACGACAGCUUGCCAGAGCAGCGCGUCUGGCAGCAACGACGCACCUGAGCGAAACCGCAGCAGCUCAGGGAGCAGACGCGCCCGUCCGCAACCGCUUCAUCAUCGACCAAUCCGCGCCACUGAAGCUGCUCGAUCGUCGGUCGUUGGCCGAGAACGAGGGUAGGCUGAGACCCACAAAGGGUGGGCUGACCGUGCCGGAGUACAAAGAUCCUAGUGCGGUGUUGGCCGACGUCAACGGAAGGAAGAAGGAUACUCUCCAUUCAAGUGGUGGGGUGGGGGCGUUGGCGGCGCAUCGGCAUAAGGAUGAUAUUUGGGAUGUGGUUGACCCGGUGGUGCUGUUUGGUCAGCUUUGCGAGUGA
Molecule: messenger RNA, 1905 nt
Organism: Sporisorium graminicola
Lineage: Eukaryota; Fungi; Basidiomycota; Ustilaginomycetes; Ustilaginales; Ustilaginaceae
Exons: 3
Coding region: 1-1905 (634 amino acids)
Biological process (GO): regulation of transcription by RNA polymerase II
Cellular component (GO): SAGA complex
Molecular function (GO): transcription coactivator activity
Source: RefSeq, a predicted model, not a curated record